Molecule: messenger RNA, 1371 nt
Organism: Trematosphaeria pertusa
Lineage: Eukaryota; Fungi; Ascomycota; Dothideomycetes; Pleosporales; Trematosphaeriaceae
Exons: 3
Coding region: 1-1371 (456 amino acids)
Source: RefSeq, a predicted model, not a curated record
AUGGUGUACUCGCUCGCCUAUCGGCGCCCGUCGCGCGUCUCCCACGUCUCUUCUCGCGAAUCCCUCUCCGGCGCCGAGAAGACAAAGUCCAUCCAUGAAUCUGUCCAUUCUGGCAGCAGUGGCAUGUCGCACGGAAUCCCUGAAGCGCUUUCCUUUGACCGCAUCAUCGCCGGCGGCACAUGCCCUCCAUGCACCACGCGGGACUUCAUGAACUACCUCAAGUACAUCGAGCUGGCUGCCGAGAACCUGCAGUUCUAUCUGUGGUUCCGCAGCUACACCAAGCGCUUCAACGACCUCCCCGACAACGAGAAGGCGCUUUCACCGCCAUGGACCGCGCACGAUGCCGAGCAGGAGCAGGCUCGUCCAAAGCGUGUGAGCCCCGAGACUCAGGCCAUCUUCAAGGGCACCGACUUCGCCAACGAGCCCAAGAUCGCCGAGAACGAGAAGAACCCGUUCUUCACUCCGCCGCCCGGCACCCCGAACAGUGACCUGAAGCGCGAUGGGCGAUCGUCAAUUGACUCCUACGACGGAAGCUUGACUUCUGGAGGCAAGACCGAUCACACUCAGCGUGCUACAGGUGCGUUCGAGAGUGCGGGCCUCAAGUGGAAGCCCCGCUCCAACCGCUCAUCGUCGACAGUAUCUGUUCAGCCGUAUCGUGAGGAGAUUACGCGCGUCAUCUCCAUCUACAUCGCCGAUGGUGGUACCCGCCAGCUGAACCUCUCGUCCAAGGAGCGCACUGCACUACUCCAUGCUCUUCAGAAUACCACGCAUCCGUCUGCGUUCCGCGACGUGAUUUCCACUGUUGAGUGGUCCCUGCGCUGCCAGGCCCAUCCCAACUUCAUCCGGUGGACCAUUUGCAACGGCAACCGUCCUCGCGUCGUCUUCGCUCGCGGUCUCGGCGUCGGCGGCAUUGUAGGGGGCAUUAUCGCUGCUGUCCUCAUCACACUCAGCAGCGCUGGCCGUGCCUGGCGUGUACUCUCGCUGAUCGGCUUCUUCAUUGGCAUCUCGACGUUGAUCGCCGCCUGGAAGGGAAUGUGCGUCGUCCUGCACGGCAUGCACCAUCGUCAUCUGCGACCCUGGGAACUCUUCGCUUCUGACGACGAGCCGGCCAGCUUUGACAUGAAGAGCGGCUCGUACGACAGCCUGGAGUCGCACGCCUCAAGCAACAGCUACGAGGACGAGCCGUGGGUAGCCAAGUACGAGAAGCGCAACGUUAUCCGCAAGGUCUUCGAUCGCGAAGUCUGGAUCCAGGAGCCUGCUCUUCGCCAAAUCCAGGACACCAUCUUCUUACAGGCUAUUCUCGGCGCAUUCAUCAUCUCCGCCGUCGCGGUCGGUAUCUUCUGCGCCUUGCCCAAGGGUAAUUACUUCUAG